Tigriopus californicus is the source of this 1827-nucleotide messenger RNA. Its product is annotated as trypsin II-P29-like. Gene Ontology annotation, molecular function: serine-type endopeptidase activity. Gene Ontology annotation, biological process: proteolysis. The record is from RefSeq and is a predicted model, not a curated record. Lineage: Eukaryota; Metazoa; Arthropoda; Copepoda; Harpacticoida; Harpacticidae. Bases 418 to 1803 code for a protein of 461 amino acids. The transcript is spliced from 8 exons.
UCUAUCUAUCUAAAUGUGUUCCGAAAGGUGUGAGACGAGAUAAAAUUCCGAAGUUUAGAUCGAACUUGUUUUUAAAAAAGUAGAAAUUUGAGGCAAAAAUUCAUUGAACUAUAUUCAGCACCCCUCAUGAUGGCCUCUUGAUCAAAAGGGAGAGAAGCAAGGUUUUAGAUUCCAUAACACAAGAGCACCCACAUGGGUCCCCGUAAACUUACUUGUAACCUGUCGUACCAACGAGCUAGCUCGCCUUGGCUUUCUACAAUCAAUAGUUCCUUAACGACACCAGAACACUUUCAAACCCAAGACUGAGCCCAAGCCAUUCAGGUUCGCCCAAAGACUGACCCAACAUUUCGGCACAAACGUGCAUGUGGUUUGUGAAAUAAUCUUGAGAGAUUUAAACGAUCUGUGAAUAUGAUUUAAAUGGCAGAAGCACGCGGUAUCAAAGCAAACAGCUUCGAUAUUCUGUUCAAUCCUUCGGGCAAGAACUCGGUCGUAGCGCACAACAAUGAUCGACUAAUUCUUACCCCGGAGACUCUCAAAUAUAAUCUGCAAUGUUUCCAAGGCCCUGUGCAUACCACCAUCAACCACCACAAUCAUCAUUACUACCCAUACCCGAAUCAAGUUGGCCCGUUGCCCCCUCCGAAGAUCGUCAAACGAGGAAAUUGGGUAGCCAACCCUCCUAAAGAUGUUGGAUCUAAGGACCAAAAGAAAUCAUCCGCUAGAGGGAGAUGGUAUUCGGACACGUGUGUUUUCAUGCUCUGCAUUGUUUUCCUCACCUUGGCUGUUCUCAUUCUGGUUAUCAUACUGCUGCUUCGAGAAUUCCAGGAUCGGUCCCAAUCACGUCCUUGCUCCCAGGCAGAUAUUCAGUGCCAAACCUUGAGCGUUAGAAUGGAAUGCGGAUUGGCUAAUCGCAAGACGAUGUAUACCCCCACACCAGCAUCCCAAACUUUGAGCGGACAGCUGACCCAGGGCGUUUUCACUUUGGAAAAAGUGGUGGGUGGGGAGGAGGUGGAAGUCAACGAGUACCCAUGGCAAGUGGCCUUGGAGCCGUUGCAGUCGGAGUCAUGGACGUACCGCCCAUUUUGCGGGGGAACCUUGAUGAACGACGAAUGGGUCAUGACGGCAGCACAUUGCUUCAAAGGGCAAAGAAUCUCACGAGUUCAAGUGGUGUUGGGGGAUCACGAUGUGACAAAUAUGACGGAAACAACGCGAGUGAUCCGGACCGUUCGCGAAUUGAUCAUACACCCAGACUACAGCGUGACCACCAAUGCGUACGACCUGGCUCUCCUUCGUCUGGAUGAUCCGAUCCCGUUCGAAUACGUUCCCAACGUUCGUCCGAUUUGCUUCCCGCUCCAGAUCCCAGAAAAUGGAGAGCAAGUGGUGGUGUCGGGAUGGGGCAAAACCAAUGUGUUUGAUGAGCUCACCUCCGACGUUCUACGCGAAGCCACCUUGACCGUGAUAGACAGUGACCAGUGCGAGGCCUUGUUGAGCCAAGAUAUUAAAUCCAGUAUGAUUUGCGCGGGGGAUCUCACCGGGGCCAGAGACUCGUGCAGUGGAGAUUCGGGAGGCCCACUGAUGCAACAGAAUGGCGUAAACUACGAAAUUGUGGGAGUGACUUCAUGGGGUAUUGGGUGUGGCCGAAAGAACUCCCCAGGCGUUUAUGCCAAUGUCAAAGGCGCAGAAAGUUGGUGGGCCCCGAUUAUAGGAACGGAAAGCGAGCUUCCAAGAUCCGAAACAGUUCCACUCAAAGCUUGGAAGGCGGCACAUUUGUUUCUCUUUGCGCUUAUAAUGACCAAGAUUCGAUGAAAUAAAGGUCUUUAUUCUAUUGUA